CACGGCCCCGCCCGCCGGCCCCGCCUGACGCCGCCGGAGGUGCCUCCCCGCGGGGAUGUCUCUGGAGAUCACCUUCCUGGGCACGGGCUCAGCCUUCCCGUCGCCGUCCCGCGGAGCCUCGGCGCUGGUGCUGCGCAGGGAAGGGCAGUGCUGGCUCUUCGACUGCGGCGAGGGCACGCAGACACAGCUCAUGAGGAGCCACCUCCGCGCAGCCAGGAUCACCAAGAUUUUCAUCACUCACCUCCACGGCGACCACUUCUUUGGACUUCCCGGGCUGCUGUGCACGCUGAGCCUGCAGAGUAGCCCCGAUGCCAGCAGAGCUCCUGUUGAUAUUUACGGGCCCCUGGGGCUGAGGAGUUUCCUCUGGAGGAGCCUGGAGCUGUCCCACUCGGAGCUGCUCUUCCCCAUCGCCGUCCACGAGCUCGUCCCCACGCGCGACCAGUGCCCCGCCGAGGAGUUCAGGGACUUCUCUGGCUUGGACAGCAGUGAGGGGCUUCCCCGAGGGCCUCCAGGGAGAGUCGUGCACCUGGAUCCGGGAGAAGACUGCUACUUGCUGGUGGAGGAGGAGCAGCUGGUGGUGAGAGCGUUCCGCCUCUUCCACCGCGUGCCCUCCUUCGGCUUCGUGCUGGAGGAGAAGCCCCGGCCCGGGAAGCUCGACGUGCAGAAACUCAAAGACCUCGGAGUCCAACCAGGCCCGCUCUACGGGAAGCUCAAGAGCGGCACCGCCGUCGUGCUGGAGAACGGAACCACGGUUCUUCCCGGGGACGUGCUGGCGGCUCCCGCUCCCGGCAGGAAGGUCUGCGUGCUGGGGGACUGCUCGGGGGCGCUGGGGGCCGCGGCCGAGCGGCUGUGCCGGGGCGCGGACGUGCUGGUGCACGAGGCCACGCUGGGCGACGCGCAGCAGGAGCGGGCGCGGCAGCACGGGCACAGCACGCCGCGCGCGGCCGCCGAGCUGGCCACGAGGUGCCAGGCCAAGAGGCUGGUGCUGACCCACUUCAGCCAGCGGUACCGGCCCGCCGGGCAGCCCGCGGAGCCGGGCAGCGACGUCACCGAGCUCAAGAGGCAGGCGGAGGCCGUGCUGGGCCGGGAGGUGACGCUGGCUGAGGACUUCAUGACCAUAGAGAUCCCCCUGAAAAAGUGAGAAAUGGAAAAGUUUGUGAGCACAGAGAUCCCCGUGGAAAAGUGAAAAUGGAGAGAUCUGUGAGCAUAGAGAUCCCCACGGAAAAGUGAGAACUGAGGAAUCUGUGACCAUAGAAAUCCUAAUGAAAAAGUGAAAAUGGAGAAAUCUGUGAGCACAGAGAUCUCCAUGGAAAAGUGAAAAUGGAGAGAUCUGUGAGCAUAGAGAUCCCCGGGGAAAAGUGAAAAUUGAGGAAUUCAUGGUCACAGAGAUCUCCAUGGAAAAGUGAAAAUGGAGAGAUCUGUGAGCACAGAGAUCACCGUGGAAAAGUGAAAAUUGAGGAAUUCAUGGUCACAGAGAUCCCCGUGGAAAAGUGAAAAUUGAGGAAUUCAUGAUCACAGAGAUCCCUGUGAAAAAUUGAAAAUGAGAAAUCUGUGAGCACAGAGAUCCCCAUGGAAAACUGACAACUGAGGAAUCUGUGACCAUAGAAAUCCCAAUGGAAAAGUGAAAAUUGAGGAAUUCAUGGCCACAGAGAUCCCCAUGGAAAAGUGAAAAUGGACAAAUCUGUGACCACUGAGAUCCCCAUGGAAAAGUGAAAAUUGAGUAAUCUGUGACCAUAGAAAUCCUAAUGAAAAAGUGAAAAUGGAGAAAUCUGUGAGCACAGAGAUCACCGUGGAAAAGUGAAAAUGGAGAAAUCUGUGAGCAUAGAGAUCUCCAUGGAAAAGUGAAAAUUGAGAGAUCUGUGAGCAUGGAAAUCCCUGUGGAAAAGUGACAACUGAGGAAUUCAUGACCAUAGAGAUCCCCGUGAAAAAGUGAAAAUGAGAAAUCUGUGAGCACAGAGAUCCCCAUGGAAAAGUGACAACUGAGGAAUUCAUGGCCACAGAGAUCCCAAUGGAAAAGCAAAAAUUGAGGAAUCUGUGACCAUAGAAAUCCCCAUGGAAAAGUGAAAAGUGAGGAAUUCAUGGCCACAGAGAUCUCAGUGAAAAAGUGAAAAUGAGAAAUCUGUGAGCACAGAGAUCCCCAUGGAAAAGUGAAAAUUGAGGAAUUCAUGGCCACAGAGAUCCCCAUGGAAAAGUGAAAAUGGAGAGAUCUGUGAGCACAGAGAUCCCCAUGGAAAAGUGACAGCUGAGGAAUCUGAGCAUAGAAAUCCCUGUGGAAAAGUGAAAAUUGAGGAAUUCAUGGCCACAGAGAUCCCCAUGGAAAAGUGAAAAUGGAGAAAUCUGUGAGCACAGAGAUGCCCAUGGAAAAGUGACAACUGGGGAAUCUGUGAGCAUAGAAAUCCCUGUGGAAAAGUGAAAAUUGAGGAAUCUGUGGUCAUGGAGAUCCUCAUGAAAAAGUGAUAAUUGAGGAAUCUGUGACCAUAAAGAUCCCAAAGAAAAAGUGAAAAAUCAGGAAUUUGUGACCAUAGAGAUCUCGAUGAAAAAGUGAAAAUUGAGGAAUUUGUGACCAUAGAGAUCUUGAUGAAAAAAUUCAGGACUUUGUGAACACAAAGAUCCGAUGAAAAAGUGAAAACUGAGGAGUCAAUGGCCAUGGCAAUCCCAGUGAAAAAGUGAGAACUGGGGAAUUCCUGGCCAUAGAGAUCCCAACAGAAAAGCGGAAACAGAGCCCUGAGAGCUCUGCCCGGGGUUUGUAACUGGGGCUGUUGCUGUGCUCUCCUCAUUCCCCACCUGUACAAAUUUUCUCACAAUAAACAGAGUUUAGGCUUGC
Catharus ustulatus (Swainson's thrush) is the source of this 2824-nucleotide messenger RNA. RefSeq names its product elaC ribonuclease Z 1 (gene ELAC1). Gene Ontology annotation, cellular component: nucleus. Gene Ontology annotation, molecular function: 3'-tRNA processing endoribonuclease activity. The record is from RefSeq and is a predicted model, not a curated record. NCBI's taxonomy places the organism in Eukaryota, Metazoa, Chordata, Aves, Passeriformes, Turdidae. The transcript has 4 exons. The coding region runs from base 56 to 1141 and encodes 361 amino acids.